Molecule: messenger RNA, 1278 nt
Organism: Pistacia vera
Lineage: Eukaryota; Viridiplantae; Streptophyta; Magnoliopsida; Sapindales; Anacardiaceae
Product: GDSL esterase/lipase APG
Exons: 5
Coding region: 47-1105 (352 amino acids)
Cellular component (GO): apoplast
Molecular function (GO): hydrolase activity, acting on ester bonds
Source: RefSeq, a predicted model, not a curated record
GUGUCAUAACUCAAAAGUUUCUCAAGCACCAUUUGUGAGGGAAGCCAUGGAUUUAAGUUGCAGAAGGUUACAUUUUUUAGUCGUCCUUACGUUCGCUCUUUCAAGCAAAGGGUAUUCACAGCCUCUUGUUCCUGCCAUCAUUACUUUUGGUGAUUCUGCAGUUGAUGUUGGUAACAAUAACUAUAUUCCAACUCUUUUCAAGGCCAAUUACCCACCUUAUGGAAAAGACUUCGUCAAUCAUCAACCCACUGGAAGGUUUUGCAAUGGAAAAUUAGUCACGGACUUCACUGCUGAUACCCUACAAUUUACGAAUUAUGCACCGCCAUAUCUUAGUCCACAGGCUUCAGGCAAGAACCUUCUUAUUGGAGCCAACUUUGCUUCAGCUGGAGCUGGUUAUGAUGACCAAACAUCCAUCAUAAACCAUGCAAUCCCAUUGUCUAAGCAGUUGCAGUACUAUAAGGAGUAUCAGUCAAAGCUAGCAAAGGUUGCUGGAACCAAACAAUCAGCUUCCAUCAUACAGGAUGCAAUAUAUAUUUUGGGUGCAGGGAGUGGCGAUUUUCUUCAGAACUACUAUGUGAAUCCUCUACUCAACAAAGCCUAUACUCCUCAACAAUACAGCUCAAUCCUUGUCAGCACAUUCUCAAGUUUUAUCAAGACCAUGUAUAGCUUGGGAGCAAGGAAAUUUGGAGUGACUUCACUGCCACCACUGGGUUGUCUACCUGCAGCAAGAACCUUAUUUGGGUUCCAUGAGAAGGGGUGUGUCUCUGGAAUCAACACAGUUGCCCAACAAUUUAACAAGAAGCUCAACUCUUCGGCAGUAAGUCUCCAAAAGCAACUUCCUGGUCUGAGACUUGUGAUCUUUGAUAUUUUCCAGCCACUCUAUGAUCUUGUCAAAAAUCCCUCAGCUCAAGGUUUUGUGGAAGCAACAAGAGGUUGCUGUGGAACAGGAACUAUAGAGACAACAAUAUUUUUGUGCAAUCCACACUCACCAGGAACAUGUUCCAAUGCCUCUCAGUAUGUGUUUUGGGACAGUGUUCAUCCAUCUCAGGCUGCAAAUCAGGUUCUUGCCGAUGCAUUGAUUGUUGCAGGGCUUGCUCUCAUUUGAAGAGGAUAUCAAGUCCUAAAUUAACUGUAAUUUUGCAUUUUAUCUAGUUGAUACUUCAUUUCAGUUAAUCUCUCCUUUGCUACUUCCUUCUGUAAGAUGUCUCAAGUGUAUCACUAUUUGAUGGUUGUCUUAAUACUAAGAGCCAGAAGCUUGUUUUACUAAUUAUGUUGAUG